AUGGACCCCGCAGAGAUUGAGAGGGUGAAACUCGCUCUCACCUCUCAAGGAGCACGGGUGGGCCAACACGAGGAUGCUCUGAGGGAUAUUACAGACAAGCUGCUCCGCCUGGCCUCCAGCAUGACCCAACUCGACGCCCGCCUGGACCAGGUCUCCACGCAGCUUACCUCUCUGGCGGCUCCUGUUCCCUCUCCGGCUCCACCAGUCCAUCCUCCAGCCCCUACUACUUCUCCUACCCUGCCCAGCCUUCCUCGUGAGCCCUUUAUCCCCACUCCGGUCAGGUAUUCAGGAGAAGUAGGGUCUUGUAGUCAGUUUCUCCACCAGUGUUCUUUAGUUUUUGACCAGCAGCCCUUAUCCUACUCUACCGACAGGUCCAAGAUCGCUUUUGUUAGCAGCUUACUUUCAGGGAAGGCGUCAGCAUGGGCCGUAGCCACAGCUAAUGCUAACUCACCUGCUUGGCAAACCUACCAUUCCUUUUGCUGUGAGUUCCGUAGAGUUUUCGACCACCCACUCCGGGGCAAGGUAGCUGGUAACCGGCUACUCUCCCUACGUCAGGGAUCCCUCACUGUAGCUGCUUAUUCAGUAGAUUUCCGCAUUCUCGCUGCCGAGUGUGGGUGGGAUGAAGGGGCUUUACAAGGGUUAUUUCUGCGAGGGCUCAGUGAGGAACUAAAAGAUGAACUUGCUUCUCGGGAUGAGACCUCUUCUCUGGAGGAGCUAAUCUCCUUGGCUAUCCGUUUGGACAAUCGCCUUAGCGAGAGACGCAGGGAAAGGGCAGUCAGAAUUAGGGCCCCUUCCCUUCGAUCAAAGUCCCCUCGACCCUCUGGUCCCAUGGUACCUUGCCCUCCUCCGGAGCCACCUUCUGCCUGUACAUCUCCCCCAGCUGCCUCUUCCUCCCCCUGCAGAGAGGAGCCAAUGCAGUUGGGGAGGAUGAGACUCACCCCCACUGAACGUCAACGCCGCUUCCUCCAGAGACUGUGCCUCUACUGUGGUGGGACUGUUUCCUGGUCUAAAGAGGGCAUUCCUCUCCCUGUCCUGGUGGACUCUGGUUCGGACGACAAUUUCAUAGACUCUGGUAUUGUUUCCCGUUUUGACAUCCCCUCGGAACCCCUCCCUGAACCCAAGGACGUUUUUGCCCUCGAUGGUCGCCUUCUGGCCCAUGUCACUCUCCGAACUAUUCCUGUGUCCCUGCUCCUCUCUGGCAAUCAUCGAGAAGAUAUUUCCUUUUUCAUAAUCCCCUCACCAUCUUCUUCUUUGGUUUUAGGCCUUCCCUGGCUCAAGCUCCACAACCCACACAUAGACUGGUCCACUCUAUCCAUUACUAAUUGGAGUUUAUUUUGUCACUCCCACUGUCUCCACUCGGCCAUUCCCACCACCAUCUCAGCUCCUGGAACCCCUAAACCCAUAGAUCUUUCCUCAGUUCCCCAGCAGUAUCAUGACCUCCAGGAGGUGUUCAGCAGGGACCGGGCUCAAUCUCUGCCUCCUCAUAGACCUUAUGACUGCAGUAUUGAUCUGCUCCCUGGAGCCCCCUAUCCAUCCAGCAAGCUCUAUAACCUCUCCAAGCCUGAAAGGGAGGCUAUGGAGACCUACAUCUCUGACUCUCUGGCGGCAGGUCUCAUCCGUCCUUCCUCUUCGCCCUUGGGAGCAGGAUUUUUUUUUGUUGAAAAGAAGGACAAGACUCUUCGGCCCUGUGUAGACUACAGGGGACUUAAUGAGAUCACUGUAAAGAAUAAGUACCCUCUUCCCCUGAUCGAUUCUGCCUUCGCUUCCCUCCACCAGGCCACCAUCUUCACCAAGUUGGAUCUACGUAAUGCUUACCACUUGGUGCGGAUCAAGGAGGGGGAUGAAUGGAAGACCGGAUUCAACACUCCUCUCGGUCAUUUUGAGUACCUUGUCAUGCCUUUUGGGUUAACCAACGCACCUGCUGUCUUCCAAUGUCUCAUCAACGAUGUCCUCCGUGAUAUGCUCAACCGGUUUGUUUUUGUCUACCUGGAUGACAUUUUGAUUUUCUCCCGCACCCCUGAUGAACAUGUACAACACGUCCGGCUAGUUUUGCGAAGACUUUUGGAGAACCGUCUUUUUGUUAAAGCCGAGAAGUGUGAGUUUCAUGUCCCCUCAGUCAGUUUCCUGGGCUUUGUGGUGGAAAAAGGGCAGGUCAGGUCUGACCCUGCCAAGAUUAAGGCAGUGGUUGAAUGGCCCACUCCCACCGACAGGAAGCAACUACAGCGGUAUCUUGGGUUCGCUAAUUUCUACCGCAGAUUCAUUCGCGAUUACAGUAGAGUGGCUGCACCUCUUACUAAGUUAACCUCUGUCAAAUCACCUUUUGUUUGGUCCCCUGCGGCUGAGGCCGCUUUUGCUAAGUUAAAGAGUUUAUUUUCCUCUGCUCCCGUGUUGUGUCACCCUGAUCCCUCUGUCCAGUUUGUUGUAGAGGUUGAUGCCUCGGACUCUGGUGUGGGAGCGGUCCUGUCUCAACGGUCCACCUCUGACCAGAAACUCCACCCCUGUGCGUUCUUCUCCCGCCGUCUCACACCUGCGGAGAGGAACUAUGAUGUGGGGAAUCGGGAGCUGCUGGCAGUGGUGCUGGCCCUCCAGGAGUGGAGGCACUGGCUGGAGGGUUCUACACACCCUUUUAUUGUUUGGACUGACCAUAAGAACCUGUCUUACCUCCGUUCUGCCCGCAGACUCAACUCCCGUCAGGCUCGGUGGGCUUUGUUCCUGGGCCGAUUUAACUUCACCCUCACCUACCGGCCAGGCUCCAGGAACGCCAAGCCUGAUGCCCUCUCUCGCCAGUUCUCUUCCCCCGUUGAAGGUCCUGCGGUGGACACCAUUCUGCCUUCCUCCUGUGUGGUGGGAGCUGCCAGGUGGGAGAUUGAGCAGCUGGUCCAGGAGGCCCUGUCUGAUCAUCCUACCCCGGAGGGUGGUCCUCCCAACCGCCUGUUUGUCCCAGAGCCUGUCCGUUCCCCUGUGCUCCAGUGGGGGCACUCCUCCAAGGUGGCAUGCCAUCCUGGGUUUCAUCGGACCCUGGCUUUGCUUCGUCAGCGUUUCUGGUGGCCCUCCAUGUCCGCUGACACUAAGGAGUUCGUCUCUGCCUGCUCAGUCUGUGCCCGGAACAAGUCUUCUCAUCGUGCUCCUGCUGGUCUCCUACGCCCUCUUCCUAUACCCCAUCGUCCCUGGUCUCACAUUGCCGUGGACUUCGUCACUGGACUGCCGCCAUCUGAUGGUAACAACACCAUUCUAACUGUUAUUGACCGAUUCUCCAAGUCUGUCCAUUUUAUCCCGCUCUCUAAACUUCCCUCUGCCCUAGAGACUGCUAAUCUACUCAUUCAGCAUGUGUUCAGGCUUCAUGGAAUCCCCCAGGACAUCGUCUCCGACAGAGGACCUCAGUUUUCCUCCAGAGUUUGGCAGGCUUUUUGCCGAGCUGUGGGGGCUACAGCCAGUCUAUCCUCUGGUUACCAUCCCCAGACUAAUGGCCAGACUGAGCGGGCCAACCAGGAUCUGGAGGCAGCCCUUCGCUGUGUUGCCUCUAAUCACCCAGUCUCCUGGUCUUCCCACCUUCCCUGGAUCGAAUACGCUCACAACUCCCUGGUCAGCUCAGCCACAGGUAUGUCUCCUUUUAUGGCUGCUAAUGGCUUUCAGCCUCCUCUCUUCCCUGCUCAGGAGACCGAAGUGGCAGUUCCCUCGGUGCAGACGCACCUCCAGCGUGCCCGCCAAGUCUGGCGUGAAGCCCAAGCAGCUCUAGCCCGUACUGCGGCUCGGAACCAGAGGUUGGCUGAUCGUCACCGCACUCCUGCUCCCCUGUAUCAACCCGGCCAGAAGGUCUGGCUUUCCACCCGUGAUCUUCCUCUCAGGUCUGACUCCCGCAAACUCUCCCCCAGAUACAUCGGCCCAUACACUAUCGACCGCAUCAUCAGUGUGGUGAGACUCCAGUUGCCCCCCUCCCUCAAUAUCCACCCGUCUUUUCAUGUCUCCCUGCUCAAGCCUGUCUCCACCAGUCCUCUGUGCCCUCCGGCCGAACCCCCUCCACCCCCCCGGAUCAUCGAUGACCACCCUGCGUUCACUGUCCGGCAGCUGUUGGAUGUGCGGAAGCGGGGUCGGGGCUUUCAAUACCUGGUGGACUGGGAGGGGUACGGGCCAGAGGAACGUUCCUGGAUCACUCGCUCACUCAUCCUGGACCCUGAACUCAUUAAUGACUUUUACACCAGGCAUCCCGACAAGCCUGGUAGGCCGCCAGGAGGCAGCGGGUCUCUAGUCCAUAUCCAGUUGGUCCAGGCCCAUCCAAGCCUCUGUGAGAUUGGAUUGAACCAGGAGGAAAACCAGACCCUGAUCCAGGAGCAGCAGCAGCUGAUGGAGAAACUCAAGAAACAUGAGGGAGAAGUGCUGGCGGCGGUGAGCCAAAAGAUGGAUCAGAGGAGGAAGAGGAGGGAUGAAGGGAUGAUGGAGCGAAACAAGAAAAAUGAGGAGGAAGAGGGAGUUCACAAGGCCAUGGUGGAGUCUCUGAGCGAGGGGUGGUCGCUGCUCCUUCACCUGCUCGAGAAACGUCAGGAAGUCCUGAUACUGGCUUCAGACUUUUACCGCAGAGUGCUAGAGUUUUCUGUCAGUAUUGACAGAGUUGAGGAUCUACAGCUCAGACCAGAUGACGACAGACUGACUGAAAUUCAGCUCACGUAUGACUCCAUGAGGAGAGAUCUUCUGGGAAAAUCCCUGCAGGUUUUAACCAGCAGCAGCGUCCUGCUGCAGAAACUCAGACAGCUGCAGAGGACCGAGGCCCUCCAGAGGAGAGGCGGGGUACUGCAGGAUGAGGAGGACCAUGGAGAGGAAGAGGAGAGUUCCCAGUGCAGGUUGGGGGUGGCAUCGAGGCUGGAGGAGCUGGUGGAGACACUGCAGGAUAGAAGGAGGAGGGCGGACCAGGCUGUCAGGCUGCAGCUCCUGAGGGUGGAGAACAGCAUCAGAGAGCAAGAGUCCAGACCAGAAAGCUCUGAAAACUGGACUCUCACAGUUGACAAAAUCCUGGUCCAGAACCCGCAGUCUGAAUCCACAUCAGCAGAGAGCGCAGACCUGCUGUCAGAUUCCAGAAUAAAAGAAACGACAGACCGUCAGGCUGGAUUCAGAGCAGAUGUGAGGCCUGGAUCUCAAUCAGAGGAGACCACAAACUUUGAGACGGUAUCCAGGUCAGAUCUAAAGCCUGGAAUCAAAUUAGAUAGGAUUGAAUCUAGAUCAGAGCAAACCAGAGAUGUGGAGCUUGAAUUCAAGUUAGAAGAGACCAGAAACUCAAAGUCACGUUCCAGAUCAGUUCUGAAACCUGAAUCCAGAUCAGAGGAAAACAAAGACCUUCAACCUGAAUCCAAAGAUGAUGUUCAAGCUGGAUCUAGGUCAGAUCUGCAGCCUGGAUUCAGAUUAGAGCCAAGGCCUGUACCUAGACUAGAGGAAAUCAGGAACCUGCAGUCCAGAUUCAUCUUAAACCUGAAAGCUGGAUCCAGAUCAGACCUGAAGUCAGAUUCGAAAUUAGAGGAGACCAUAGACCAUCAGCCCGGAUCAAGGUCAAAGGAGACCAAAGAUCUACAGCAUGAAUUCACACCAAAUGUGAAGUCUGAGUCCAGAUCAGAGGAGACCAGAAACCUACAGCCAGGAUCCAGAUUAGAGCAGACCCCUGGAUCUAGAUUAGAGCAAAUCAGAGAUAUAGAGCCAGAGGAAACCAGAAACUUAGAGUCAGGAUCUAGAUCAAAUAUAAAGCCUGAAUCCAGAUCAGUUCCAAAGCUUAGAUCUAGAUCUGAGGAAAACAACAACUUGCAGUCUGAAUCCAAAUCAGAGAAGAUGGUGAAGCUCCAGUUAGGACCUGGGACAGAUCUGAAUCAUGGAUCCAACUCAGAAAGAGACAGAAACCUGCAGUCUGGAUGUAGAUCAGAUCUGCAGUCACAUUCCACCUCAGAGGACACCAGAAACACUGAGCCAGAAUCCAGAUCAGAUGCAAAGUCAAGAUCCAGAUUAGACCUGCAGCCUGAAUCCAGAUCAGAGAAGAACAUAGACUUGCAGUUUGAAUCCACAUUAGCAGAGAGCAAAGAUCUGCCAUCUGAAUCCAGAUCAGAUGAGACCAGAGACCAUCAGUCUGGUACCAUAUCAACUCUGAAGACUGAAUCCAGAUCAGAGGAGACCAUAGACCUGCAUCCCCAAUCGAGAUCAGAGGUGACCAGAGUCCUUCACUCUGGCAUCAUAUCUGUUCUGAAGCCUGGAUCCAGAUCAGAGGAGACUAGAAACCUGCAGCCUGGUUCCAGAUCAGAUGAACUGCUGGGAUCUGGAUCUGAUUUGGAGCCUGGAUCCAGAUCAGAGACUGAAGACAUCAGUUUGUCCAAAUUGAGCAGGAAACAAGAAAAAACCAAACAGCACAGACCUGCUACAACCAGCAGUGGGCAGGUGGCAGGACAGGAGAGCAUGCUGGGAAAGGAGAGUCAAAGUGGAGAAGACCACACCCAUCGAGUACCCCUGACCAGUCAGCAGCAGCAGCUGCUGUCGUCAUGUGAACACCUCAUGGACAAGGUGUGGACUUGGGUGCAGCAGGGCAGGAGUGUGUUGUCUAACAGCUCUGAAGCAGGACAGCAACUCUCUGAAGCCGAAGAUGCUCUGAACAAACACCUGCAGCUGCACACACAGGCUGAGUCUGCAGGUCACGAUGCAGAAAACUUGAAGCAGAUCGUGGAUCAGAUUCAAGCUCUGCACACAGAUCCAACUAGCAGAACCAGUCCCCGGCCUCCAAGUGAACCCAGCAGGCAGCUGUCCCCUCUGAAGGCCCUGACAGAGCAACUGAAGAGAGGCGGCACCGGAGGGCAGACCAGAACCAGCACUGCUCGGCCUGGUCCACCUGCUCCUGACUCAACCGGCUCACUGAGUCCUGAACUUGCUGGUCGAGUUGAUCUGGUCCUGAAGGAGCUGCAGAGUCUGAACAGGAAAAUUGAUUCAAACCUGCAGCUGCUGCAAACUUACGUCACUUUCCUCAGAACAGCACAGCAGGUGGAGGAGAGGAUGGAGGAACUGAGGGAGAUCUACAGGAGGCGGCCAGAAGAAGAGGAAGAGGAGGAGCAGGAGAAGCAGGAGGAGAGGGAAGCUGGUAGUAGUAACAUCAAGACUACCACCAGUUCUGUGUCACCACAGAAAAAGAAGCGAGUUGAGGCCUCCUGGCAGGAAACACUGCAGAGGAUCCUCACUGCUCAGGAGCUGGGAGACAACUAUGUCCACGCUGUCACCAUGGUGUUGGGAUCAGGGUUAAACCUGCAGUCUAUGGUAUCAGUGGUGCAGAGGACAAUUGAACAACUCAACAAAAGCAAACAGGAAGUGAAUGAGCUGCAGAAUCAUCAUCAAAUCCAGAGCCAGCAGCAGCAGGAGGACAUGAAGUUCUGCAGGAAAUACCAAGAGAGACUGCUCAAGACCCUGCAGGACUUGAACUGUGUUUCUGAGCUGCUGGACUCCUGCACUCUGUUGGAUCUGGGUUCAGAGCAGCAGACCUCCAAGUUGUUGGAGCACUUCAGCCAGGCCAGACCACAAUUUGCUCAACUAGACGCUGAGGUGGAGUACGUGAUGAAGAGCUGGGAGACUGUGAGAGGAGCCCAGAACCGACUGGAGGUGAAGGAGGUAAAGGGAGGAGCAGUCAAGGAGGAGGAUCUGUCAGAGCUGCUGAAGCUCCAGAGGAGAGUGAAGGACAAGAUCCAGCAGAGCGAGUCAAUCUUGGGACCUGACUAG
Molecule: messenger RNA, 7725 nt
Organism: Lates calcarifer (barramundi perch)
Lineage: Eukaryota; Metazoa; Chordata; Actinopteri; Centropomidae
Exons: 16
Coding region: 1-7725 (2574 amino acids)
Biological process (GO): DNA integration; proteolysis
Molecular function (GO): nucleic acid binding; aspartic-type endopeptidase activity
Source: RefSeq, a predicted model, not a curated record